AAAAAAAAUAGUACGAUGGAUUACACAUACGACAUGCCAUUUGCUUGUCCAACACUACAUUACACAUCUGACCUAAUACGCGUAACCAAUUCAUACAAAUAACUUAAUUAAAUUAAUUAAUCUAAUUAAUUUUGCUUUUCCCUCUUCUCUUCCCUUCGCGUUUGAAAGCCCCCCAAUAUGUUCGAUUCCUCCACUCGCAUUUCUCCAUCGCCACGCAUUUUCCUUUCCAAAUCCCCAAACCUUCUCUCUCUGCAACUCUCAAAUCCAUGGAUUCCGUCCAGUCCUUCAAGGGCUACGGCAAGGUCGACGAGCUCGAGCAUCAAGCCUUCCGUCGGAAAACGCGCCGCCGACUCAUCAUUCUUCUUCUCUCCAUCGUUCUCCUAAUCGCCGUUGUCAUCGGUGCCGUCGCCGGCAUUCUAAUCCGUAACCGGAACUCCUCCUCCUCCCCGCCCACCACCGCCGGUCCUCCCACAGAGCUCACUCCCGUCGCCUCGCUCAAAAGUCUCUGCAGCGUCACUCAGUAUCCCAGCUCCUGCCUCUCCUCUCUCGCAAACUCCAACACCACCGAUCCCGAGAUUCUGUUCAAGCUUUCUCUCCGCGUCGCCUCCGAUGCGCUCUCCAAACUCGCCGAUUACUCCUCCACCCUCGCUUCCACUACCGAUGACCCGAAAAUCAGAGACGCAAUCGGAAUCUGCCGGAGCGUUUUCGAAGACGCCAUUGACACUCUGAACGACACCGUUUCGUCCAUGGAAGUGGAUCGCCGUGGCCAGAAGUUCUUGUCGCCGUCGAGGAUUGAAGAUCUGAGAACCUGGCUCAGCACCGCCAUCACCGACCAGGAGACCUGCCUCGACGCCGUCCGAGAUCUCAACCGGACGGCGGUUCUAGAAGAUUUACAAGCAGCAAUGGGGAACUCUACCGAAUUCGCCAGCAAUAGCUUAGCGAUUGUGACUAAAAUUCUGGCCGUGUUGGCCAAUUUCAACAUCCCAAUCCACCGGAAGCUGAUGGGGUUCCCGGAGUGGGUGAGCCCCGGCGACCGGAGGCUUCUGGAGGAGAACAAUGUGACGACGCACGUGACGGUGUCGAAAGAUGGGAAAGGGGACUUCUCGACGAUCAAAGAGGCCGUAGCGGCGGUGCCAAAGAAGAGCAAAGAAAGAUUCGUCAUAUAUGUAAAAGAGGGAGUAUACGAAGAGAAUGUGAUUCUGGAUAAGAGCAAGUGGAAUGUUAUGAUGUAUGGAGAUGGCAGAACCAAAACCAUUGUUUCCGGCCGCCUGAACUUCAUCGACGGCACUCCCACCUUCUCCACCGCCACUUUUGCUGUGGCUGGCAAAGGGUUCAUUGGUAAGGACAUGGGGUUCGUUAACACCGCCGGUCCGGCGAAGCACCAGGCCGUCGCCUUCCGGUCAGGCUCCGAUCUCUCUGUAAUGUACGGCUGUUCUUUUGAUGGCUAUCAAGACACUCUCUACACCCACUCAAACCGUCAAUUCUACCGCGACUGCGACAUCAGUGGCACCAUCGACUUCAUCUUCGGCAACGCGGCGGUGGUGUUCCAGAACUGCAACAUCCGGCCAAGGCAGCCGCUCCCCAACCAGUUCAACACCAUCACGGCCCAAGGCAAAAAGGACAUCAACCAGAACUCCGGCAUUUCCAUUCAGAAAUGCACUUUCGCUGCCUACAACGACAGUCUCAGCGCCCCCACUUACUUGGGGCGGCCAUGGAAGGAGUUCUCCACCACCGUGAUUAUGCAGUCCGGGAUCGGUGGGUUCCUCCAGCCGGUCGGGUGGAAGGAAUGGGUCAGCGGGCAGGACCCACCCAGCACCAUAUUUUACGGCGAGUAUCAAAACAGUGGGCCGGGAGCGAACGUGGAGAAGAGGGUUAAAUGGGCCGGUUACAGGCCCAGUCUUACCGACGUCGAGGCCGGAAAGUUCACCGUUGGGUCCUUCCUCCACGGCGAGGAUUGGUUGCCGGCGGCCAGUGUAAAAUUUGAUACAUCCUUGUGAUCAAAGUCUCCCUUUAAGGGAACGACAACACAUAGAAUAAGAAAAAUCACACGUUGAGAAGUUUAAAUUAAUGUAAUUUUUUUUCCCAUUUUUGUUGGGAUUUUUCUUGCCCCGAGAUAUUCUUUGUUAUAGCCAAUUGUGAAGUUAGAUUGGAUUACGACGUCGUUGAAUGUUUGCUUUUUAAGUUCAAUAUAUAAAUGCGUGAAUUCUUGUGGAUGGAUA
Messenger RNA from Momordica charantia (bitter melon), 2219 nucleotides. It is a transcript of the gene PME1, whose product is annotated as pectin methylesterase 1. Gene Ontology annotation, biological process: cell wall modification. Lineage: Eukaryota; Viridiplantae; Streptophyta; Magnoliopsida; Cucurbitales; Cucurbitaceae. The record is from RefSeq and is a predicted model, not a curated record. Gene Ontology annotation, molecular function: enzyme inhibitor activity; pectinesterase activity.